This is a messenger RNA of Salvia hispanica, 3260 nucleotides long. RefSeq names its product nuclear poly(A) polymerase 4-like. The record is from RefSeq and is a predicted model, not a curated record. Gene Ontology annotation, cellular component: nucleus. Gene Ontology annotation, molecular function: RNA binding; poly(A) RNA polymerase activity. Gene Ontology annotation, biological process: RNA 3'-end processing. Lineage: Eukaryota; Viridiplantae; Streptophyta; Magnoliopsida; Lamiales; Lamiaceae.
AGAAAAAUAAAAUCGCACCGCCCAAAAAAGAAAAAAAGAAAAAAGAAAUAUCUAAAUCGCCGCUGUUACUUCCAUCCGGCGGAACCCGUUCAGCUCGCUCUUCAAGACCCCAGGUCGCCUCGAGAUUUCGCUCUCCGCGUCGGAAUAUGGGAGCUCCACGGCUUAUUUAAUAGAUCUAUCACUUUUAUUUUCUCGAUUUUUCGGAAUUUUGCUUGGAUUUCUAGGGAUUUUGUUCGGUUUUGGUAUUGGUCAUUUAUGGAAUUUUGGUUUCAAUUUUGACCGAGGAGCAUUCGGAACACUGCGAUCUGAGCUUGAAUUGACGAUACUGGUUGUACGAGGCAAAGUUCCGGGUGUUUUUUUGGGUUUAAGGCUUUGGAUCGGCGGUUAGGGUUUUGAUUGUGGGCGUUGCGUGAUUCUGGGCUGAGAUUAGCUAAUUUUGGAUUAGGUUUAGGGUUCUGGGGGAUAGAGAUAUGGUUGGAUCGGAUAGUUUGAGCUCAUUGCCUUCUCUGUCGCCUCCGACGGCAGAGAAAAAGCAGCCGCCAAAGCAGUGGGGAGUGACCAAGCCCCUGUCGCUAGCUGGGCCGAUUGAUGCCGAUAUUCAGAGGAACAAGGAGUUGGAGAAGUUUUUGGUUGAGUCGGGGCUUUACGAGAGUGCGGAAGAAUCUGCCAAAAGGGAAGCAGUUCUUGCGCUACUUAAGCAGAUUGUGAAAGAUUGGGUGAAAGAGCUUACUCGGUUGAGGGGAUACACCGAUCAAAUGGUUGAAGAUGCCAAUGCUGUUAUUUUUACUUUUGGUUCUUAUAGACUUGGUGUCCAUGGCCCUGGUGCAGACAUUGAUACUUUGUGUAUUGGACCAUCCUAUGUUAACCGGGAGGAAGACUUCUUUUUUGUACUUCAUGACAUUUUGGCUAAGAUGGAAGAAGUUUCUGAACUUCAUCCAGUACCCGAUGCUCAUGUCCCUGUUAUGAAAUUCAAGCUUGAUGGAAUAUCAAUUGAUCUUUUGUAUGCAAGUAUUUCACUCUUGGUCAUUCCAGAUGAUUUGGACAUCUCAAACAUCUCUGUGCUGUAUGACAUAGACGAACCAACUGUUCGUAGUCUUAAUGGAUGCCGGGUAGCUGAUCAAAUUCUCAAACUUGUUCCAAAUGUCAAGAACUUCCGGAUCACUCUGAAAUGCCUAAAGUUCUGGGCUAAGAGACGUGGUGUUUAUUCAAAUGUGAUGGGUUUUCUUGGUGGUGUGAACUGGGCAAUUCUCGUUGCUCGGUUAUGCCAAUUUUAUCCAAAAGCAAAUCCUAGCAUGCUUGUUUCUCGUUUCUUCAGAGUGUAUACGUUGUGGCGCUGGCCAAAUCCUGUGAUGCUUAGUGAAAUUGAGGAUAAUGAACUUGGGUUUUCUGUGUGGGAUCCUCGUAAGAAUCCUUGGGAUCGAAAUCAUCUCAUGCCAAUCAUAACCCCUGCCUACCCAUGCAUGAACUCCAGUUACAAUGUUUCAUCCAGUACUCUUCGGGUUAUGGCAGAACAGUUUCAGUUUGCCAAAGAGAUCUGUGAGGAUAUUGAGCUGAAUAAGCUGCAGUGGAAUGCUUUAUUUGAACAUUAUUUAUUCUUUGAGAGCUAUAAAAAUUAUCUACAGGUCGACAUCAUUGCUUCUGAUCUUGAUGACUUGCGUUCUUGGAGAGGCUGGGUUGAAUCCCGUCUGAGACAGCUAACUUUGAUGAUAGAGCGGGAUACGACUGGGAAGUUACAGUGUCAUCCUUACCCGCAUGAUUAUGUUGAUUCCUCAAAGCAGUGUGCUCAUUGUGUCUUUUUCAUGGGCUUACAAAGGAAGCAAGGGGAGGUUAUUCAGGAAGGCCAACAGUUUGACAUCCGUAAGACUGUUGAUGAAUUUAGACAUCAAAUAAACUCAUACGGGUACUGGAAGCCUGGGAUGGAUAUAUAUGUUUCUCAUGUUCGUAGAAAGCAAAUUCCUUCUUAUGUGUUUCCAGAGGGCUACAAACGAAGUCGACAUACGAGAUCAUUGAGUCAGCAACAAGUUGAAAAGAAUUCUAGUGAAGGUAACGAGGGCUGCAGACCAGAAUCUGCUGAGAGGAUCCCAAAACGAAAGAAGGGCUGUGAUGGAUCAGAGGUGGACGGAAGUCCUGAGAAAAGACCCUCCAUUAGUCCUCAGAGGCAGGUUUCAGUCUCGCCGGAAUUUAUUUGUUCGAGAGAUUCAUUGAGUGGCAGUUGCUCUCCACUGUUCGAAACAACAAAGGAGAAGCCAUCGGUGAUGGUAGAAUCUCUCCUUGUGAAUGAAAUUGCCAAAGAAGUAGUUCCUGUUGUUACAGAGGAUGUGCAAACCAGAUCUAAUGGAAAUGACUUGCAGUUUGAUGAUUGUGAUAAAGAGAUGAAUCCAAACCCAAUACAGAUGCAGUCAAACCAGGGGAUGCAUUGUACAGAAUUUUCUGAUGCUAGCUACAUCCCAAGUUCUGGCUCUAGUAAAUAUUCGGUGGAUAGAUCGAGCGAAGAUAAUGCGCAGCUGCUUAUGGAUAAUGGAUGUGAGAAUGGUGCUUCUAUUCUUGGGGAUGGACUACUGGAGAAGUUAGAGCCUAACGAAGCGCUUGCAAUGGUUCUCAAAUCUGGAGAGGGAGUUGGGUCCGAACCUGUUGAGAAGAACGUUGUGAGGCAUGUUUAUCACAAUUUGAAAACAACAGGCUGAGUCUCACUUCAUCUGCCUGAAUGUGACGAAGAUAGGAAGAAAGUCUCACUUCACCACCAAUGAAGAAGAUAUGUACCUACCUGGACGCGUGUUACAUGACUGAAAGCCAGCAACUCGGGUAAGUACCGUAUUCAUGCUGGCUUUCAUAUGUUUCUUAAUCUUCCAGGGUGAAAUCUUGAGAGGAAAAACCGAGUAGCGUCAAUUCAAGGAAACCCUGUAGACAUUUUUACAUUCUGUGUAUAGUUUUCGGACUAAGGGUUCCAUGGUGCAAAAGUAAUGCCGUUUCUCGUCCCGAAAGAGAUAUAAUCCUAUACUGAUUUCGUUAACUAUGCGAAGCUUUGUAUUGCGUGGUUGUUGAAGGUUGUGAUGUAUAAUGAUACCGUUAAUGAGAGCGUUUGUUUGUAUUGUCUAGGGGAUUUUUUUACAAGGGUAGUCGGGUGGAGCAUUUCAUUGCUAGUCGAUGAGGAUUUCGCCUCUGUUUUCUUGUAAUCAAAAUCUUCUAGACUUGAAUCUGUAUAUCGCUAACAUAUGAAGACAUGUUUCUUUAUCUUCUACACACAUCAUUUUACCCAUCAA